Messenger RNA from Daldinia decipiens, 3960 nucleotides. RefSeq names its product Dos2-interacting transcription regulator of RNA-Pol-II-domain-containing protein. NCBI's taxonomy places the organism in Eukaryota, Fungi, Ascomycota, Sordariomycetes, Xylariales, Hypoxylaceae. Bases 194 to 3760 code for a protein of 1188 amino acids. Gene Ontology annotation, cellular component: cytosolic [4Fe-4S] assembly targeting complex. Gene Ontology annotation, biological process: iron-sulfur cluster assembly. The record is from RefSeq and is a predicted model, not a curated record. The transcript has 3 exons.
ACCGAAUUGCCUAACCUAGGUUACUUCGAUAUUCUCUGACAAAGGCAAUAGUGCAUGAUCAAUAUUUACCGCAUUUUCUAAUAGGAUAACUAUUCCAGGGGUAUUCAUUAAAGAAUAAAGAAAAAAACGCACCUAAAGACGCCUGUUCGACUUUGUCGAAUAGCGUUGUCUUGUCCCACUACCACUGCGAAAUAUGGCGGGCGUCAAGUUUGACGAUCUCGCUUUGCAGUAUGUUCUUACAGAUGAGAACGACCAGGAACAGGCAAUAUCAGAGAAAGCAGCCACAGGAAUUCAAGAGUCCACGAACAACAGAAUAGCCGUCGGCCAGUGGGUCGCAUCCAUAAACCGUUGGAUUCAACCGGACGAUGAUUCCAAUGAUGAUAACUUCAUCGCGCGGGCAAAGGCGCUCGAUUUUCUAGCCAGCACCCUUGGGGUUCUUAAGAAGAGAGAUGUGCUCCUGAAAGCUGAUCAAGUCAAGCUCUUGGUGACUUUCUUCGGUUCCCUCUUUUCAAGCGAUCACCGAGCUGGUGUUACAGCUUCUGCUAAAGCGUUGAAGCACCUGGCUAGCAUGAAGUCAUUCCAACCCACUUUAGGAGAUGAUAUAAUUACAAACGUCUGUAAAUUGGGUGAUGAUUUCAAACUACAGACACCAGCGACACGCCUAGAGCUCUAUGAAUUAUUUCUUUGGCUGCUCCAGGAUCCUGCGGUAGCCAAUGAUCUUGAAUACCGCCAUGGAAACACGUGCGGAUUUAUAACCAGUCUUCUGGACCUGUGCCGGAACGAAAGGGACCCGUUGAACUUAAUGAAGUGGUUUGACAUUCUAAAAAUAUUUCUACAGAACUUUUCACCAUCGGAAGAUAUUACGUUAGAGGUCUUUAAGACCUUCUCAGCUUAUUUCCCCAUUUCUCUGCGGUCAUCAGCUACGCCGUCAGGUAUUACCGCUGAUGAUCUGAAGGGCGCUGUGCGAUCAUGCUUCGCCGCCCAUUACCGCGUGGCUAACCACGCGAUACCAUAUCUUAUUAACAAGCUCGAUCAAGGGGACGCGGUAACCGUUGCCGUAAAGGUCGACAUUUUGCAGACCCUUGACGCAUGCUUAGUACAAUAUGAGCAUCCCAAGAAAAGUGUUGUUCCAUUUGUUGAUCAGAUAUGGAGCUCACUUAAAUACGAGGUUCGAAACGGCGAGAUCCCGGAUACUAUUAAGGCAACUCUAAAGGUCAUACGAUCCCUUACCACGCGGCUUGAUGAGGAUGAGCUUCGAUCGUUCUUAGCAAGCGCUUGGAGGGAUCUCGUUGAAGACUUAUCCAGUCCAACCUACACGGCUCAGGCUGGUAGACUCCUAGUUGCAAUAUCUGGGGCUGGUUUCCAGUCUUUUUCGAGUAUCACUCCCCAGGCCAUAUCCCAUACUCAAUCUACACUUAGACAUACCCAAUCCGCAUCGCAUAAACAAGAACUUGUGGCGUUACUCAACUCAUUACUCACUAUACGAUCCCAUCUGGUCGAUACACUGAAGGACGACCCGAGCGUCGAUAGGAACUUGGGCCUACUAAAGGACGAACUAUUUGGCGAUUCGCUCUUCUCUGAAGUAUAUGCACCUCUAUGGGAAGAAAUCUCGGGUUCUCAGGCAGCAGAUCAAGUAGGUGUCUUCAAGAAGAUCUUAGAAGGACUUGCUGCUCUUGUCGGACAGCGAUCUAGUGACGCCGGACCUUCUCAUCAGUUAUGUUCUCCUUCUACUUGCGAGAAGAUCUUUAGUUGGCUCGCAAGCCCAUCUAUCAUCUAUCCUUUGGAAGGCAAAAAGUUCAAUGAAAACAAUAGCGAUGCAAACCAAGACAUCCGGGAUGCUGCUGUUGCAGCGCUGAAGGAGGCUGUACCUCUAUACCCCCCCGCAUUCCAGCUCCUGCUGCAACAGUACCUCUCCUCACUCAAGGUAGCAUACCAGCAGCAACUCGAUAUAUAUGAGCUCCCCUUGGAGAUUAAACUGGUUGCUGGCACACUAUGUGAAGUUGGUUGCUCAGAUUCGCCCGGAAGCCAUUCGUUAAUAUCAAACUCCGUCUCUCUAAUCAACAUCCUACUCGAGGGGUUACUAUGGAUGUUAUCAGAGCAGGCACCAAUAAGAUAUUGGACUGCGCUCAUCUGUUCUAUUCACUUUUCCAUUAUACAGUCCUUGGAUUCCACGUCAAAUCAAACGCUCGACCCCUUACAGCCAAAGCGGCCUGGUAUUACAAAGGAAUGGUACAUGCGAUUUACCAAAAAUAUUGAGAAUGCCGGGGCCCCUCGACUUGACUUGAACAAGUCUGGAAACCUCGCAAUUAAAGUACUCGAAGGACCGGAGACAGAUAGUAUCGACGCCCACCAGCAACUAUUAGCAUAUUCUCUGUCCGUUGUGGAGCAAUUAUACCGUCGUUUCACCACCGUCCAGUACCAAGGUGACGGGAGCAACAGAAACGGACCCCAAAUAGGGCUCGGUAAAGAUUUCAAGGGGGGACGUGAUUCCUAUAUUGUUGAACAAGAUAUGUGUCUGCAUCAACUUGGUCUUCUAGCCGCGUCAGUUGUUCGGGCUUUAAACGAGGAGGAGCAGAAGGCUCUAGACCUAAGCAAGGAUGCAUUCAUUCUUUUCCAUGAUGUCGAUUCCACUAACGCCACUACUCCGGGACAUCCUGCCUCAGAGACUAUUGGAGUAAGCCCAUUGGACAAAUUCCGUACAGCACCUUUAUCGAUGGGUAUCCUCCAGGGUCUCUAUCCUGGUGUGAUGAGCGCGAAGUGUCAUGCCAAUGCACUGAAGAAUAUUUGCACAGUCCUGACCACCCGUCCGUUACUUUGCUCCGGUACAACAAGGGCCGCGUUAGAUAUUACCUUUACGAUACUAUCAAACAAGCUCCGUAUGGAAGACGAAAACUACAGCAACGAAAAAUUGCAAAUUCAACAAAACUUGAUCGAUGCCCUAACAAACACUUUGAAUCAGGUUUCGGGAUCCAUGAUAUUCGUUGUCCGUAGCAUUCUUCAUUUCUUAGCCGGCGAUGUGGCACGAUUCAGGAGCAGUCCUGAUACACAUAACGCAUUACUCAAGAUAGUGUGUGAAAAAGCGCCAUCAGAACCCACACUAGGUCGCUUGUUAGCGGAGAACUUCGAAGUACUCGUCAGUCCUAAGGAGUGCCUUGAGAAAGAAAACCAUGCGAUUCGAAAGAGACUAAGCGGCGAGUGGCUAUACUUUAAGGUCGUCCAGCCUUAUCUGAAGGACUGCUUCCCCAGCUCUGGGGUGGAUGAGAACGUUACAGUUAAUCGCGCUAUAAUGGUGUUCUCGAUCCUAAAGCACCUAAAGUAUGAACAGUACUCCAGCGACAUUGAACAGAUCGUGCGGAUCGGUAUCCGGUCUCUAUCUACAUUUUAUGCCGGCCUGGAAAUGGAAUACUGCCUUAACGUCCUGCUACAAGUACUUGAGAAGGAGCCGAACGCACUUAAAGAGCAUAUAGCUGGUCUCAUCUCGGGUAUGAUCGUAGUCUACAAGACGGCUCGAGGAGGAAGCGAAACUACGGAGUCGAAAGGGGAUCAUACGGCGUUCAAGAGCAUAGGAAAGGAACGAAUCCUGUGCCGGAAGUUCGCGCUGGAAUUCUUCCAGAAACUACCGAGCUCGUACGAGUCUCAGUAUCUCGUGCCUUACCGUCAGCAACUACUACGUCCUCUGUCGGCGGCUUGUGGAGACUCGAUUAGAGAGAUUCGUCGAACGGCACUAGCAGCUAGGAAGGCCUGGGAAGCGCUUGCUUAAAGAAUUAAUGUUGAGCAUUUGUUGAGGUCCUCGAUGACCGACUGGAAUGUUGUCGUACUUGGCUACUAUAGUCCAGAUAGGGGUUGGCUCUUAAGUGGUACCUAGUUGCUUUUAGCAUAGGAGAUACAUACCAAAGCAUAUGCGAACUGUCCUCGAUAGCUAUAUUUAAGCACGUUUCAGUAGUUUGGUGAUGUUCUCGU